Miscanthus lutarioriparius is the source of this 984-nucleotide messenger RNA. The record is from the annotation of a GenBank genome assembly. Lineage: Eukaryota; Viridiplantae; Streptophyta; Magnoliopsida; Poales; Poaceae.
AUGGAGAUGGUCGACGCCGACCACGGCAUCGUGGCGCCGACCACCACCGGCGGCAGCUUCUACGUGCGGGUCCUCAGCACCAUCGGCCGCGAGCUGCUCAAGCCCUCGGCGUCCGUCGCGCUGCACCGCCACUCCCACGCGCUCGUCGACGUGCUGCCGCCCGAGGUCGACUCCAGCAUUUCGCUGCUCGGCUCGUCGGAGAAGCCCAACGUCACCUACAGUGAUAUUGGUGGAUGUGACAUUCAAAAGCAAGAAAUCAGGGAAGCUGUCGAGUUACCCUUGACACAUCACGAGUUGUACAAGCAGAUUGGUAUUGAUCCACCAAGAGGUGUGCUUCUGUAUGGUCCUCCAGGUACUGGCGAGACCAUGCUUGCCAAAGCUGUGGCACAUCACACAACUGCUGCUUUUAUCAGGGUAGUUGGUUCAGAGUUCGUGCAGAAGUACUUGGGUGAGGGUCCUCGGGUGGUUCGAGAUGUAUUCCGUUUGGCUAAGGAGAAUGCCCCUGCAAUCAUAUUUAUUGACGAGGUUGAUGCUAUAGCCACUGCACGUUUUGAUGCUCAGACAGGUGCUGACCGAGAAGUUCAGCGCAUUCUGAUGGAGCUACUUAAUCAGAUGGAUGGAUUUGAUCAAACAGUAAAUGUGAAGGUUAUAAUGGCAACUAAUAGGGCAGAUACUUUGGAUCCUGCUCUGUUGCGUCCAGGUAGGCUUGACAGGAAAAUUGAGUUCCCUCUUCCUGAUCGGCGGCAGAAGAGGCUUGUGUUCCAAGUCUGCACUGCCAAGAUGAAUUUGAGUGACGAGGUUGAUUUGGAAGAUUAUGUUUGCAGACCGGAUAAGAUCAGUGCUGCUGAUAUUGCUGCAAUAUGCCAAGAAGCUGGCAUGCAUGCCGUCAGGAAAAACCGGUACGUGAUCCUGCCCAAGGACUUUGAGAAGGGCUACCGGACCAAUGUAAAGAAGCCCGAGACAGACUUCGACUUCUACAAGUGA